This is a messenger RNA of Punica granatum (pomegranate), 1384 nucleotides long. NCBI's taxonomy places the organism in Eukaryota, Viridiplantae, Streptophyta, Magnoliopsida, Myrtales, Lythraceae. The record is from RefSeq and is a predicted model, not a curated record.
GGCCAACCGCUACGCUCCAUGUUCAAACAGCCUUCUUCUUAUCCUCCGUCCGGUUCUGAUCUCCGCAAGUUCAUUGAUUCAAUUCAAUAUAAGCCAACUGCUCCGAAACCUGGCCAAUGCCUGCCCCGUAGACUCUCGACUGCCGCCGUGCCACGAGGAAUAAAACCCCCUCCUCCUCCGUCCUAGCGCACCCCUCUGAGAUUCCUGGCGGUUCCUGAGAUUCUCCCUUCACAGAAUGACGUCUCCAAAAGCCGAGAAGAGGCGAAGGAGGAGGAACAGCGGUGGCAGCGGCAGCAGCAUCGGUUUUUUCAAGUGCUUUAGGCCUGCAUUUAGCGACGAUGAGACCGACCACAAGGCAGGGGCGCGGGUUCCCGCCCCCUCCUUAGCAGAGAAGGGGCGGGCAGCCUCUCUGCCGCCUCCCUCGCCAGCGCAGACAGAUGACGGCUGUUCGAUCAAGAAGUGCCGCCAGGGGCUCUCGGCUGGCAUCAAGGCCGUGUUCUUUGAGAAAUCUCUGAGUAAAAAGAGUACGAAGAGCAAACACUCCAAGGACUCCGAUCCAUCGUCUAAAGGCAAGCUCUCCUCGACCAGUGAAAGCGAGUACUCGGAUUCAAUGGAUGAUGGAAGUAGGAGGACCACCGGUUCUAGUGCCCUAACCUCUUCGCUUUCCCUGGACUCCUCGCGGUAUUCCAAUAUCUCAUCGAGUUCCAGAUCGUUCGACUCCAGUCAGAGGCCAUCUCAAUCCAGCUCAUUCAUAUCGAGUCGGAGGCAAUGCAGCUUUAAGGAGCAAAGGAGCCGGUCCGACAACGGUCUUUACGUGUUGUUGUUCAUAACCCUUCUGGUUGUGGUCUUCUGGGGCAAGUUAUGUGCGAUUAUAUGCACUUCAACUAUGUUAUAUAUCACAGCCCAUCGAAGCAUUGCAUGCCUGGCGCCGAAUAACGUGAGCGAUGCAACAGAUUCAGCCGAGUACAAGAAAAGGAUCGUCUUGGGUGGAUUCUUGGACCGGAAGCGAUCUCGGAGUGCAACGAUCAGUGACUGACUUGUUGAUCUAGUUUUCCCAAUUUGAGCGGGAAAUUACAGAAAUUCGACAUCAGCUAUAACGUGACAUUUUUUCUUUAUCUUUUUUGAGCAGUGCUAUUGGACGCGUUAUGUGUACAAAGGUCGAAUUUGACUAUGUCGUGAUCUGAGUGCGUGGCAAAGCGAGAGAGUGUAUAGUUUAUCUGUUUCUUUGUAGGCCAUUUGGAUGCACGAGAAGAAGGAAGCAUCUAGUGGAGACAUGCACUUCUUAUAAUUCUUUGUACCAUCCAUCAAUCCUCCGAGCCGCAUGUGUUUUGAGUUGUGGAUUCUAUGAUCUUGCCUCAUUCUGAGAUUCAUUCAUCCAUUCAUG